AUGGAGAAGACAGGGCCGGUGGAGGCGAGCGAAUGCGAUGGGAAAAUGGAUGACAAGGUCGCAUCCACAACGGUUCCAGCGCCCCGCGACAAUGAAGCCCGACCGGCAGCCUUUUCAUCCACCAUUCAAGAGAUCCUGUUCGUCGCGGUUGCGACCAUGGCAAUUGCCAUGUCGUCCCUCCUGACUGGGACCAUCACGGUGCUCACGUCCCAAGUUCAGAGGGACCUGAACAUGACCACCGCGGAGCUGACGUGGCUGACCAGUGCAUCCUCUCUGGCUUCCGGCUCCUUUCUCCUUUUUUUCGGCCGUUUGGCGGAUUUAUUUGGCCGGAAAGCGCUUUUCAUCGGUGGCAUGGCUUUUUUUGCCGUCUUCGCGCUGGCUGCUGGGUUUUCCAAAACGCCCAUGCAAGUCGACAUUCUCAACGGUGUCAUGGGCCUGAUGUCGGCUGCCUCUGUCCCGCCUGCGCAAGGUAUGCUAGCCAACAUCUAUGAGAAGCCAUCGAAAAGGAAGAAUAGGGUCUUUGCCUGUUUCAGCGCCGGAAACCCCUUGGGAUUCGUCUUCGGUAGUAUAUUUUCCGGGAUUGCUACGCAGCUGUUCAACUGGAGAGCCAGCUUCUUCUUACUGGCCAUCAUUUACGUCGUCAUUGUAGCGAUUGCCCUGUUCACCGUCCCAGCAGAUAAUACGCCCACGGAAAAAUUAUCCGUCGAGGCCAUCAAGAGGUUCGACGUCGUCGGUACUAUCUUGACCGUCGCUGGUAUCGGCUUGUUUUCCGCCGCGUUGAGUCUUGGCUCGGACGCUCCGCAAGGCUGGAAGACUCCGUACGUCCUCGUCUGCCUCAUCCUAGGUGUCCUCCUCAUUGUUGCCUUCGUCUUCUGGGAGUGCUGGUUUUCAUACCCCCUCAUCCCGAUGUCCAUCUGGCGCGAUCGUGACUUCUCGCUGGUCAUCGCUGUUCUUCUGCUCGGCUUUCUCGCCUUUCCAAUUAUGUCAUUCUGGAUCUCUCUCUUCAUGCAAGAGAUCAAACAGUACUCUGCCCUCCCCGUCGCCGUGCACAUGCUUCCUAUGGCUAUUAUGGGCAUCAUCGUCAACAUCAUCGCAGGACUGAUCAUGCACCGCGUGUCCAAUACCCUCCUAAUGCUUCUUGGUGCCACUUCGUACGUCGGAUCCUUCCUCCUUAUGGGUCUUCAACACUCGGACAGUAGUUACUGGGCUUUCAUCUUCCCGGGUUUGCUUCUCGCGGUGAUCGGCGCCGACUUCGAGUUCUGCGUGGCGAACAUGUACGUCAUGAGUUCUCUGCCGCCGGAACAGCAGAGUAUCGCUGGUGGAAUUUUCCAGACGGUGACAAAACUAUGUGUGGCCAUCGGUAUGGGAAUCAGUACCGCCAUCUUUGAUGCGGUUCAAGCGAGAGGGACGACCACAACCGGGUAUUUCAAAAAUGACCCGAUCGAGCCGUAUAGUGCGACAUUCCUGUACUGCGCAGGCAUUGCCUCCCUCGGCAUUCCACUGUGUGCCUUUCUAAAAAUUGGCAGACAGGGUCACGGUGGGGAUGGGAAGAAGGGGACGGACGACGAGAAGGUCUGA
Messenger RNA from Aspergillus nomiae NRRL 13137, 1578 nucleotides. RefSeq names its product putative aminotriazole resistance protein. Bases 1 to 1578 code for a protein of 525 amino acids. Gene Ontology annotation, cellular component: membrane. The record is from RefSeq and is a predicted model, not a curated record. Gene Ontology annotation, molecular function: transmembrane transporter activity. NCBI's taxonomy places the organism in Eukaryota, Fungi, Ascomycota, Eurotiomycetes, Eurotiales, Aspergillaceae. The transcript has 3 exons. Gene Ontology annotation, biological process: transmembrane transport.